AUGAAGGAGGAGGGGGAAGUAGUAGUGAAAGAGGUGAAGGGGAGAGGAGGAGGAGGAGGAGGAGGAGGAGGAGGAGGAGGAGGAGGAGAUGUAGAAAGAGGGAAGACGAUCGGAGGAGGAGGAGGAGGUGUAGGAGGAGGAAGAGGAUUGAAGGAGGAAGAGGAUGAGCAGGAAGGCGGAGGGGAAGAGGACCCUCGUCCAGAAGAGCGUUCGCCCAAAACGGCGUCUUGCGCCAACAUCCGGACGACCGGAUCAAGGCAGCGAUGUCGCAGACGAGACGAGACUGAAAGCAAACCUUUCCUCACUUCUCCGCCGCAGUCAAUCGCAAAAUCGCAAACAAAACUCUAUCACAAACAAGCAUCAUCAUCAUCAUCAUCAUCAUCAUCUUCACAACAGCGACUGGCGAAGGAGAGAACAAACCGGCACCAACAAUGA
Molecule: messenger RNA, 435 nt
Organism: Macrobrachium nipponense
Lineage: Eukaryota; Metazoa; Arthropoda; Malacostraca; Decapoda; Palaemonidae
Product: RNA-binding protein cabeza-like
Exons: 2
Coding region: 1-435 (144 amino acids)
Source: RefSeq, a predicted model, not a curated record